GCUAGGUAACGCGCGCGGCUGAAAGGCCUACGUUGCCCUGAGGCCGCGCUUGGCGUUCACUAGACCUGUAGCCGGGGCAGGGGCAAGAUCGGAGUGGGCGCUGCUCAGCCCUCUCGCCCGAGUGCAAAGAAAGAACCUUCCCGCGACGCGAGAUUUGCCUUCACUGGAUCACAAAUUGAGCAUAUAAGAUUAAUUUCCUCAGAUCAAGAAACAUGUCUGAUGAAGAUAUCAAUACUUUAGCCUAUACCAAAAGCCCAAAGUUCUCCAAAAGAACCACUUUUCAGGAAGAACUACAAGAAGCACUUCUUGCUCGCGCAGCAAAACAGCAAUCUUCUGAAUAUUCGGAAGAUUUUGAAAGUGAUGAAGAAGGUUCAGAGGAGGAGUUUCCUGAAACUGUGGAAAACACCCCAAAGAAAUCAAUUUCCUUUGCAACAUCCAAGUAUAAUCUUCGCAAUAUGAGCACUUUGAAAAGAGAAAGUGCAGAUGACUUGUCUUCGUCAGAUGAAGAUGAGAGACCUCAAUAUGUGUCCAGGUUUGAGAGAGAGAUUUUGAGUGACGAGAGGCAAGCUGAACAUUCUGGGUCAGGUGAAGGGAGUGCAUCAAAAACAUCCAUUUCAUUUGAAGUAUCUCUGCCAGAUCACUACUCUUUUGAAAAAAAACAUGCUGAUGACUUGAUUUUGACAGAAGCUGAAGAGAAGAGACUUCAAGAAACAGCCAUGUUGGAGAGUAAACAUCGGAUUGAAGAGAGGCAAGAAGAUGAUUCAGUUUCUGAAGAAGGGUCGGGUUUUGAAGAAGAAGGUGAUCAGCAGGAAGAGGAACCAGUGUUUGAUUUGCAGAUAGAGAGGGAUGAUACAGUUCAGUGCAAAACUGAAAUCAAGCCAGUGCCAAGGCCAAGGGAAUUUAAGACCAAGGCGGCAUCAGCAUCAGCUGAGAAUAUUAGCAUUCCCGCACGAUAUGAUUAUGCAAAGCCAUCUUCUCAACCUAGGAGUGUUUUGAGAAAAAGCAGCCAUGUGGAGGAUUACGAAGGAACUAAGGCAGAGGAUAGGACAUCUCACAGCCACAGAUUUUCACUGUCUGCACCAUCUUCUGAAACAAGGCUGAAUGACCAAGUGAAGAAAUCUGAAAAUAGAGCACUUUCUGAAAGUCCUGGUCCUGAGGGCCCCUGGAUUGCAAGCUCCUCAUCCCCAUUCCCUAUUCAUUUUUCAUCAGCGGAUGAGAGAACUGGAGAUUCCAAUUUGGCAAUAUCUGCAGAAGAAUCUUCUUUAAAAGAAGAUGAACAGAAAGAAACUGAUAACUGCAAUGAUCUGAAAUUGCUGGAAAGUGGCAGAGAAUCCCCUUCGGUGAUAGAACUAAUGAUGACAACAGUUUAUGAGAAAAAUAAGAAACUUCACAAGUCAACUGAGGAUUAUCUGGAAGGAAAGCUGCAGGCAUUAGAACACAGUGCCGUUGAGGAUGGAACAAAUGAGACAACAAAGGAGGAUAAAUUUGAACAAAAGGUAGCACUAAGUACUUCAAAGGCUGUGCUGGGUACUUCAAAGGAUUCGUUAAAGGAGGAACAUGAAGAAAAAGAGAUAGGACCACAAGAAGCAAAAUCUCCCAUAAGCAGAUCUUUCAGCUCUACCUACUUGAAGAAAACUGGGAAGCACUCCCCCAUCCCGAUAAGUACAUCAUCUCAGUAUUUGGGAACAUUAAAGGUCUUGGACAAUAAGCAUUUGCAAAAAUUCAGUGCCGAACUUGACAAAGCAGAUAGUUUACGGGCAGCUGUCUACCAGGACUGGUUGGAAAAGAAAAGAAUCUUUCUGUUGGAACUACAAAGAAUAAAAAGAAACAAAGCUGAGAACUUGAGGGAAAAGAAUGAAAAGGAAGCAGCUGCUAAGAAAGAAGAAGCACUUGCGUCCUUUGAAGCCUGGAAGGCCAUGAAAGAAAAAGAAGCAAAGAAACUGGCUGAGAAGAAAAGGCUAGAAGAGGCCAAGAAAAAGAUGGAAGCAGAACUGAAUGAGAAGAAGAAGGAAGAGGCCCAAAAGGCAGCUUUUGAGAAAUGGAAAGAAAAGAAAGCUGAAUAUUUAAAACAACAAAUAGAAAGGAAGAAAAGAGUUGAAAGAUUAAAGAAGAAGAAAGAAGAGGAGGUUGUUGCAGAGAAGAAGAAAGACAGCACAUCCGCUGUUGAAAAAUGGAACGAGAAAAAAGAGGAAUUCCUGAAGCAAAAGAAAAAAGAAAAAACCCAAGAAAGAAGAAAACAAAUAGAACAAGAAGUUGAGAAGGAAGAAAAGGAUAAAAGAGCGAUAGAAGAAUAUGAAAAAUGGCUGGAAGAGCCGCUGCUUCUGCAAAGCCAUGUCAGCCCAGCAAAGAACCAGCAAAGCCUAGCAGCAGCAGCUGCUGCCCAAGAGAAGAAAGAAAUGAACCAGAUGAUACAGACAAAGCAGAAGAAACUCCAGGUCAUCCUUGAAGAUGAAACUCCACCUCCAUGGAGCCCACCUGGCAAAGUUGUUUCUUCAAGAAGCUACUGAGAUGCCCAGGGCCAUGAGGGAAAGUUCCAACCUUCUGCCAUUGUCUAAUCGCCGUUAUUGCACAACAUCUGAUUUUAACAUGAAUUGAAAUUGGCUCUUUCA
Podarcis raffonei (Aeolian wall lizard) is the source of this 2609-nucleotide messenger RNA. RefSeq names its product microtubule associated protein 9 (gene MAP9). The record is from RefSeq and is a predicted model, not a curated record. Lineage: Eukaryota; Metazoa; Chordata; Lepidosauria; Squamata; Lacertidae. Gene Ontology annotation, molecular function: microtubule binding. The coding region runs from base 213 to 2507 and encodes 764 amino acids. Gene Ontology annotation, cellular component: astral microtubule. The transcript has 15 exons. Gene Ontology annotation, biological process: regulation of mitotic cytokinesis; mitotic spindle assembly; mitotic cytokinesis.